Molecule: messenger RNA, 363 nt
Organism: Pseudogymnoascus verrucosus
Lineage: Eukaryota; Fungi; Ascomycota; Leotiomycetes; Thelebolales; Thelebolaceae
Exons: 1
Coding region: 1-363 (120 amino acids)
Source: RefSeq, a predicted model, not a curated record
AUGAAAGUGAUGGAAAGCGAGUGGAAGAUCGUCAAGCCAAAGGACAAAGAGCUAAGAUUCUACUUAAUAUGGAGGUGGGCAAAAGAGGGUUAUUAUUGGGACCCUGAGACUGGGGUAGCUAUUGAACGAAGCUUGGAGACUGGUGAUUGCGAUCGAGGCAUGAGCUGUCUCACAAUUGAUGAUUCGAAAGGAGACCGACGACUACAACAAGUUCGUAUCUCUGAUUCGAAGACUAAAGAAGUCUGCUAUCUGGAGGAGCUACCAGUUCCUCUUGGCCGUGUUAUGAAAGGAACGGCUGAAGGGGAGCCCGUUGCAACCAUAUCAGAUAUUGCUACUGAUGGUUCACCUGUGAAAUAUAUCUAA